Colossoma macropomum (tambaqui) is the source of this 2968-nucleotide messenger RNA. RefSeq names its product contactin-4. The record is from RefSeq and is a predicted model, not a curated record. Gene Ontology annotation, biological process: cell-cell adhesion; brain development. Gene Ontology annotation, molecular function: cell-cell adhesion mediator activity. The transcript is spliced from 21 exons. Lineage: Eukaryota; Metazoa; Chordata; Actinopteri; Characiformes; Serrasalmidae. The coding region runs from base 16 to 2931 and encodes 971 amino acids.
GCAAAAGGAAAUCCAAUGCCGCAUUACAGGUGGAAGUUCAAUGGAAAAGAUCUCAACGUCGACACGGAUUUAAACUACACUGUGGUAGAGGGCAACCUUUUGAUCAAUAACCCCGAGGCAACUAAACAUGGCGGGUCUUACCAGUGCAUCGCCACUAAUACCUUCGGAACCAUCCUCAGCCGCGAGGCUAAAGUGGAGUUUGCUUAUUUGCAGAAUUUCAGCAGUAAGGCCAGAGGUCCAGUGUCGGUGAGAGAGGGUCAGGCUGUGGUGCUGCUGUGUGGUCCACCGCCCCAUUUUGGAGAGAUCAGAUACUCGUGGAUCUAUAACGGCCGUCCCAGCGUCCUCAUCAGAGAUAAUCGGCGCUUCGUGUCUCAGAGGACGGGAAACCUGUACAUUGCGAAGGUGGAGCCGUCAGACGUGGGGAACUACACCUGCGUGGUGAAGAACAUGAUGACCAACGCCACUGUGUACAGCUCACCGACCCCGGUGGUGCUGCGCAGAGACGCCGUGAUGGGAGAGUACGAGCCGAAGAUUGAAGUCCAGUUUGAAGAAACGCUCCAUGUGGCCAAAGGAUCGUCAGUUAGGCUGGAGUGCUUUGCUUUAGGAAAUCCAGUGCCUUCCAUCUCCUGGAGACGAGCGGACGGAAGCCCCUUUCCUGGAAAGAUGAAAAUCAAUCACUCCAACGGCGUCCUGGAGAUACCUUAUUUCCGCCCAGAGGAUGCCGGCUUUUAUGAAUGCGUGGCGGAGAAUUCCAGAGGCCGCAGCGUCGCUAAAGGACAUCUCAUAUUCAACGGUAGGAAUGUGGAGCACCUACACUGGGCUCAGACGCUGCGAGAUGCUUAUAUGGCCAUCGAGGAUGAUCUCCACUGGGAGUGCAGGACUAACGGUAAACCCCAGCCUGUGUACAGGUGGCUUAAGAACAGCGAGGUCUUGGUAUCCCAGGACAGAAUUCACGUCGACGGUGGAAAGUUAACAAUCUCUAAAGUCAACCUGGAGGAUUCUGGGAUGUAUCAGUGUUUGGCUAAGAAUGAGCACGGGGUCAUUUACGCCAGCGCUGAGCUCAAAGUCGUAGCCUCUCCUCCAGACUUCUCCAAGAGUCCGCUGAAGAAGUCCACUCUGGUACAGAGGGGAGGCGAGGUCAUCAUCGAGUGCCGCCCGCACGCCUCCCCCAGGGCCUCCUUCUCCUGGAGGAAAGGCAGCGAGCUUUUGAAAGACAGCGAGAGAUGGACCAUCAUGGAGGAUGGCACCCUCCGGAUCACCAACGCGAGCGAAUCCGAUGCCGGCAGGUACACUUGUGUGGCCCGCAACCCUUUCGGGACAGCUAGCAGCACGGGAACGCUGGUGGUCAAAGAGCCGACCAAGAUUACGGUUCCUCCAUUAAGUAUGGAUGCCACGGUGGGCGAAAGCAUCGUCCUGCCGUGCGAGGUCUCCAGGGACUCCAGCGUGGACCCCACCUUCAAGUGGUUCUUCAACGGGAAGCUCGUCGACUUCAGCAGACACGAUCACUUCGAGAUGAUUGGAGGGGGAUCAUCCGGUGACCUCAUGGUCCGCAACAUUCAGCUGAAGCACUCGGGGAAGUACGUGUGUAUGGUGCACACGGCGGUGGACAGCGUCUCGGCCGCGGCCGACCUGAUCGUCAGAGGGCCCCCUGGUGCCCCGGAGGGGGUGCUGGUGGGGGAAGUCACGGACAGGACGGCUCAGAUCUCGUGGGGCCCCGGCUCUGACAACCACAGCCCUGUUACCCUCUACAUAGUGCAAGCCCGCACUGCUUUCUCCGUCGGCUGGCAGGCUGUCAGAACAGUUCCUGAUUCUGUGCCUGGACAGAUGACGCGCGCCACAGCGGUGGGCCUCAACCCCUGGGUGGAGUAUGAGUUUAGGGUGGUGGCGGUCAACGCCGUCGGGGUGGGGGAACCCAGCGCCCCAUCCCAGCCCGUUCGCACACGGCCAGCAGCUCCUGAGGUGGCUCCAGCCAACGUGAGUGGAGGUGGAGGAACCCGCGGCGAGCUGGUGAUCACGUGGGAGCCUGUUCCCGAGGAGCUGCAGAAUGGAGAAGAGUUUGGAUACGUGGUUGCUUUUCGUCUGCUUAGUUCUCCAGUGUGGAUCCAGAGCGUGGUACCCUCAGUGGACGCGUCCCGAUACGUGUUUAAAAAUGACAGCAUCCCUCCGCUCUCCCGGUUUGAGGUGAAGGUGGGCGUGUACAACAGCAUGGGAGAGGGACCCUUCAGCCCCGAGGUCAUCGUCUACUCAGCAGAGGAAGAGCCCUCUGUCGCUCCUGCCAGAGUGUGGGCACGCAGCCUGUCCGCCUCCGAGGUUCAGGUGUUCUGGGAGGCCGUCCCACCGAGCCUCAGCAAAGCGCGGAUCACAGGAUACGAGGUGCAGUGGUGGGAGGAGGGAUCUCCGAUGAGCGACGCGAGGAAGGAAAAGGUCGCAGGCAGCCCGGCUCGCAUCACUGGCCUGAAGGGCAGCACGGUCUACCUGGUCUCAGUCAGAGCCACCAACAGCGGCGGAGUCGGCCCGGCCAGCGUCCCUGUAAACAUCACAACCAAGAAACCCCCUCCUAGCCAGCCUCCGGGGAACAUUGAGUGGAACCUGACAAACUCAAAGAUCUUUUUGAAUUGGGAGCAUGUAAAGGCCAUGGAAAAUGAGUCUGAAGUCACAGGCUACAAGGUGGUGUAUCGUCAGAACUGGCGCAGAAGGACCAACGUGGUGGAGACCAACAGGACGUCGGUGGAGCUUCAGGUCCCGUCAGGAGAAGACCUGCUCAUUCAGAUCAAAGCCUCAAGCGACGGAGGAGAUGGCAGCUACAGCAGCCCCAUCCGCAUACCAAAGAUGUCCAGCCUGAACUCGAGAGGCUCCUUCAGUUCAGCUGCAAGCGAGAUGGUUCGUGUCCAUGGAGUAGCGUUUCUCGUGCUGGUGUGGCUGCUUUUGUAGAACUUUUGCCUUCAAUAAGCACAGACUGAGAAAACAA